CAUUCACGGACAACAUGGACGCCAAAUGUGGACACAAAUGCAACCAGGCGCACGUUUUUUAAAACUUUGUUAAUUUUAAGGUAUUUUAUAAUGAAAAUAACUUAACUUGUAAACCUUGUUGUUUCCUAUGAAUUAACCAUUAAGUAGUAACGUUGUUGACAGAAACUGGGAAGCAACAGAGGCUCUAAAAGCAUCAUGUCUAAGAAUGAGAGUUUCCAUGGUGAUGUUAAAACAACUCCUCCUGAAGAAGAUGACACCUCUAGAGGUUUAUCAACCCAGCAGGAGGAGCAGCUGGACAGACUCAGAGGUGAUGAGAGGACUCCUCUGGUGUCCGACUUCAAACUGAUGAAGUUGGAGAAAGAAGCUCAGAAAAACUGGGACUUGUUUUACAAAAGAAACACCACGAACUUCUUCAAGGACAGACACUGGACCACCAGGGAGUUUGAAGAGCUCAAGGCCUGCAGAGAGUUUGAGUCCCAGAGGCUGGUGCUGCUGGAGGCCGGCUGCGGUGUAGGAAACUGCAUCUUCCCUCUGCUGGAGGACGACCUCAACAUCUUUGUUUACGCCUGUGACUUCUCACCGCGAGCUGUUGAAUUUGUCAAACAAAAUCCUCUGUACUGCCCUGAACGCUGCUGUGCCUUCCAGUGCGACUUAACUAAAGAUGAUCUGAGGGAAAAUGUGCCUGAGGGCAGCGUGGAUGUCAUCACUCUCAUCUUUGUCCUGUCAGCCGUCCACCCUGACAAGAUGAAGCUGGUUUUGCAGAACAUCAGCAGGGUGCUGAAGCCCGGAGGCAUCGUCCUGUUCAGGGACUACGGCCUGAACGACCACGCCAUGCUCCGAUUUAAAGCCGGCAGCAAGCUGGGGGAGAACUUCUACGUCCGCCAAGAUGGAACCAGAUCCUACUUCUUCUCUAAAGAGUUCCUGGCUGAGCUGUUUGCGGAGACAGGCCUCCAGUCUGUUUCUAACGACUACGUCCUGAGAGAGACGGUCAACAAAAAGGAGGGGCUUUGUGUUCCCAGAGUGUUCCUGCAGAGCAAAUUCACCAAGCCCGGCCUAUCGCAGAGCUCCUGAUCCGUCUCUUGGACUGUGUGUGUCACCUCAUACAUCGUGUGGACAAACAUGACACUAAAAAUGUCUGGUUGACAUUGGAUGGCAAAAAAAUAUUAUAUUCCUUGCAGGACUCGGUAGCCUAAACGUUACCGAGGUGGCUUUUGGCUGCUGUUUCUGAAUCCGUCAAUUCAUGAGGAAUGCCUUAUUGACUGAUGUAUUUUGCUCCUUCACCAACAGAUGAGGACAGUGUUGCACUGGGACUCUCACAGGUGGAAAUAUGUGGAACUAUAUGAACAUUGAAGCACAAAAAUGCCAACGGGAGCCUGAUUGUUCUGUAAGGACCUUAGCUGGAUGAAUAGUGAAUCUCAGUGAGUGGUAUUCAGUGAUGAAUCAGUUUCAACUCAUUUCGUAGCCUUUGUCAAACUUUGACCAGCCUGCAUCACCAGGAGAAGUUCUCUUUGAGCCUUCAAACU
Messenger RNA from Sebastes umbrosus (honeycomb rockfish), 1523 nucleotides. It is a transcript of the gene mettl6, whose product is annotated as methyltransferase like 6. Lineage: Eukaryota; Metazoa; Chordata; Actinopteri; Perciformes; Sebastidae. The transcript has 5 exons. The record is from RefSeq and is a predicted model, not a curated record. The coding region runs from base 196 to 1071 and encodes 291 amino acids.